Molecule: messenger RNA, 3193 nt
Organism: Dromiciops gliroides (monito del monte)
Lineage: Eukaryota; Metazoa; Chordata; Mammalia; Microbiotheria; Microbiotheriidae
Gene: ATP6V0A4
Product: ATPase H+ transporting V0 subunit a4
Exons: 21
Coding region: 156-2675 (839 amino acids)
Biological process (GO): proton transmembrane transport; vacuolar acidification
Cellular component (GO): plasma membrane; vacuolar proton-transporting V-type ATPase complex; vacuolar proton-transporting V-type ATPase, V0 domain
Molecular function (GO): ATPase binding; proton-transporting ATPase activity, rotational mechanism
Source: RefSeq, a predicted model, not a curated record
GAAAGGUCGUUAAGCUUCCUGACCCGUACUUGCAUUUGCAGCUGAAAGAGAAGUUUAGAAAGGGCUCUUGGCAGCAGGACUUGAGAGGCAGCCCUGCUCCAAACCAGAGUUAAGGGAAAAGAACUGGAUGAGAUCAAGACCAAGACUGAGCCAGCAUGGCGUCCGUGUUUCGGAGUGAGGAGAUGUGCUUGUCACAGCUGUUUCUGCAGGCAGAAGCUGCAUACUGUUGUGUAGCAGAACUUGGGGAACUGGGAUUGGUUCAAUUUAAAGAUCUAAAUGCAAACGUGAACAGCUUCCAACGAAAAUUUGUGAAUGAAGUCCGAAGGUGUGAGUCCUUGGAGAGAAUCCUCAGCUUUCUGGAAGAUGAGAUGAAAGAGGAGAUUGAGAUCCAAAUACUGGAGAAAUCCCCGCAGACACCUCUGCCUAGGGAAAUGAUUGACCUUGAGAUUGUUCUGGAGAAGCUGGAGGGGGAGCUGCAAGAAGCCAACCAGAACCAACAGGCUCUAAGAACCAACUUCUUGCAACUGACAGAGCUCAAAUAUCUCCUGAAGAAAGCUCAAGACUUCUUUGAGACUGAAAACAGCUUAACUGAUGAUUUCUUUAGUGAAGACACCUCUGGCCUCUUGGAGAUGAAGAAUGUCCCUUCAGCAAUGGCUGGGAAACUGGGGUUCACGGCUGGUGUCAUAACCAGGGAGAGAAUGGCUCCCUUUGAGCGUUUACUGUGGCGCGUUUGCCGAGGAAACGUCUAUCUGAAGUAUACUGAGAUGGACACCCUGCUCGAGGAUCCCGUCACGAAAGAAGAGCUAAAAAAGAACAUAUUCAUCAUAUUUUAUCAAGGGGACCAACUCAAAAAGAAAGUCAGCAAGAUUUGCGAGGGGUUUAGGGCUACUGUUUAUCCCUGCCCUGAAGUGGCUGCUGAGCGAAGAGAGAUGCUGGCCAAUGUCAAUGUGAGGCUGGAGGAUUUAAAUACUGUCAUAACCCAAACCGAAUCGCAUCGUCAGCAACUGCUGCAGGAAGUGGCCGCCAACUGGUACUCAUGGAGCAUCAAAGUCCAGAAAAUGAAGGCCAUAUACCACGUCCUCAAUUGCUGCAACAUUGAUGUCACCCAGCAGUGUAUCAUUGCUGAGAUCUGGUUCCCAGUGGCAGACACUGUAGCCAUCAAGACGGCAUUACAGCAAGGAGUUGAAAGAAGUGGCUCACCCAUUGUCCCCAUUAUGACAACAAUGGAAACGAAAUCAACUCCUCCUACCUUUAAUAGAUGUAAUAAAUUCACUGCUGGCUUCCAGAACAUUGUGGAUGCAUAUGGAGUAGGGAACUACCGUGAGAUGAAUCCAACCCCCUACACCAUUAUUACUUUCCCCUUCCUGUUUGCUGUGAUGUUUGGAGACUGUGGUCACGGAGCUAUCAUGCUGAUUUUGGCCCUUUGGAUGGUCUUGAAUGAAAAAAGUUUGCUUGCCCAGAAGAACACCAAUGAGAUCUGGGAUACCUUUUUCAGUGGACGAUAUUUGAUCCUAUUAAUGGGUUUAUUCUCUGUCUACACUGGCUUCAUAUACAAUGACUGUUUCUCCAAGGCUCUCAACAUCUUUGGCUCCUCCUGGAGUGUCCGGCCCAUGUUUGCAAAUAACACAUGGAAUACUCAAGUGAUGGAAACCAGUUCAGCUUUGCAGCUGGAUCCGGCAAUCCCAGGAGUAUUCUCUGGAAAUCCGUACCCAUUUGGUAUUGACCCGGUCUGGAAUAUUGCUUCAAACAAACUCACAUUUUUGAACUCCUAUAAAAUGAAGAUGUCUGUCAUCUUGGGUAUCAUCCAGAUGAUUUUUGGGGUGAUUCUUAGCCUUUUCAACCACAUAUAUUUCAAGAAAACUAUAAAUAUCGUCCUACAAUUCAUUCCAGAGAUGAUCUUUAUCCUUUGUCUGUUUGGCUACCUCGUUUUCAUGAUCAUUUUUAAAUGGUGCCAGUAUGAUGCCCACACAUCCCAGAGUGCCCCGAGCAUCCUCAUCCAUUUCAUCAACAUGUUCCUGUUCAGUUAUGAUGACCCAACCAAUAAGCCCUUGUAUGCACAUCAGCGAGAAGUCCAGAGCUUCCUGGUUAUUUUCGCUUUGAUUGCUGUGCCAUGGAUGCUCCUGAUUAAGCCUUUUAUUCUUAGAUCAAGACAUCGGAAAUCUCAGGCCCUUCUUACCAAUCAGGAUGCCACAGUAGAAGCGGGGGUGGGUGGGUCCAGUCAUCCUAAGAGUACUGCCAAGGGGAAUUCUGCUGGUGCCCACGGGGGACAUGAUGACGAAGAAGAGUUCAAUUUUGGAGACAUCUUUGUCCACCAAGCUAUCCACACCAUUGAGUACUGCCUGGGUUGCAUUUCCAACACGGCGUCUUAUCUUCGGCUCUGGGCUCUGAGCCUGGCUCAUUCACAAUUGUCAGAAGUGCUCUGGACCAUGGUGAUGAACAUUGGCCUCCGCCAGAAAAGUUGGGGAGGCCUCAUUGGAGUCUUCAUCAUUUUUGCCUUCUUUGCGAUUCUGACUGUAGCUAUCCUUCUGAUCAUGGAAGGUCUCUCAGCUUUCCUGCAUGCACUUCGACUUCAUUGGGUUGAGUUCCAGAACAAAUUCUACACUGGGUCCGGCUACAAGUUUACCCCCUUCUCUUUCAAAGAGAUCCUGGAUGGGACAGCAGAUGAGCAGAACUGAAAUGUCGGUGGUAGCUCCCCCACUUCCUGGAUCAAGUCUCAAGUAAACUGACAGAGUCUCUUUAAAAAUCCAUCCUGGGCAGGGAGUUCUAUGGAGUCAUUGUUCUGGACUAAUCUUUCACAUAAAGCUUUGCUUUAUUUGGUAGUUCUUAAGAUCUGUUAGGAUUUAGCCACACCCUAGAGAAAAGAUUUCUGCUCCUGGGCCAAAUGGAGAGAGAGAGGAGGGAGGGGAAAAAAAAGGUCUUUGGACAUAAACAGAGGUCCUAAAUAGUGAAUCAGAUGAACAGGAUGGUAAAGAAACAAGGAAACAGAAGCUUGUUAAUAGAAUAUUUAGAGCAGAAAUGGGGCUUUAGAGAUCACUGAGAUUGACACUACCCUCCUCCCAUUCUACAGAUGCAGAAAUUGAGGCCAAGCAAAGGGAAAAUGGCUUAGCUAGUGGCAGAGCCAGGGCAAUAGAACCUAUAUAUCCUGAGUACCUAGUGAGGGCUGAGGCUAUUCUACCACACCAUCAUCUGUCAA